This is a messenger RNA of Doryrhamphus excisus (bluestripe pipefish), 2702 nucleotides long. It is a transcript of the gene vopp1b, whose product is annotated as VOPP1 WW domain binding protein b. NCBI's taxonomy places the organism in Eukaryota, Metazoa, Chordata, Actinopteri, Syngnathiformes, Syngnathidae. The record is from RefSeq and is a predicted model, not a curated record. Gene Ontology annotation, cellular component: cytoplasmic vesicle membrane.
AAUCAAUGCACAUCAAAUGUCAUAUCUAACUACAUUGCUAACAUUUUCAUUGACGUUUGAGCCAGCCUCCAUUCCGGCCAUCCUCAUGCUGUAUACCGUACUGUAUAUUGUGUGCGUGUGCGUGUGCGUGUGCGAGAGAGAGUGACGGACUGCGUGUUUUGGUGUUUUCAUUUCCAUGUAAAAGUGACAAGGAGAGAACAGUGCAUAUUUGUCAUUUGGCUAGUAUGUGUUUUGUGUAUGUCGGAUGAAAGAUAUACGUACGUCAAUAUUGAUAGAUUGCUGAUUUCUUAUCAAUGCCCUACGUUUGUAAAGCUUUGGUGCCAACGUGUAUUGCUACCGUACUUCCAGCUUGAAUCGUUGAAUCGUUUGGCUCUUCUGAAUGGCCAGUCGGCCUGUCAAUCGGGUCGUAUCCAUGGUUACCGCUGACCAAUGGAAGCCAAGCACAGACCGUUUGCUUGGUCACGUCUGUGUGAAAAGCUGUUCGGGCGGGAUCUCGUUGGGACGUGAUCUCGUUGGGGAAGUCAUGUAUUCGGGAUGUGAUGUCUGUUUUUAUGGUCGUGAUGAUCCAUCAGAGCUAACAAAAAGAACGUAAACAAUCUACCCAUGUUCUUUGUGGCCUGCAAGAUGCACAACCUUGUGGCAUAUUUACCUGUCACCUUCUACCUCUUUGUACAGGCUGUAGAGGCUAAAAAGUACUGCUGGUAUUUUGAAGGCGGAUACCCCAUAUACUUCAGAUGUCGCUCCUACGAGGACUGCUGUGGGACUCGCUGCUGUGUCAGAGCUCUGUCCAUCCAGAGACUCUGGUACUUCUGGGUUCUCUUAAUGAUGGCAGUGUUGUUCUGCUGUGGUGCUGGCUUCUUCAUCCGGAGAAGAAUGUAUCCUUCCUCUCUGAGAGACGAGACUGCAUUCAACGUGUCCUUCACGAGACAUCCCGUCACUUCACCAGGUCAUUAUUUUAGAUUCAUAAUCAUGCCCUUCACAAGGAACCCGUCUAGAUCCCCUACUACGACUACACAUGGGGCAGGUCUACACACAGAAGGCGUGGUGUGGUCUCCAUGCACUACUACUUUGGUCUCCUUUGUAGUUUCCCAGCAGCCAGGAAGUCUGCAGGGGUUUGGUGUCAACAGGAUGACCGGUGCAGACCUGAUGCUCACCGCCACACAUCCUGCAUACCCGCAGCAGCCUGGCUCCGCCCACAUGAUGAUGACCGCCUACCCUCCACCGCCGUCCUACUGCAACCACCCACCGCCGUCCUAUGAUCAAAUAUUCCACGGUGAUGACAAGAAGUAACAUCUGAAGCUCACACGUUAGAAUCAACUGGCUCGGAAAGCACCCACAGCUUCAUUUGCAUACGUACGUUCAUAUUAGUGAUGGGAAGUCGUGCUUUUAAGGGAGACGUUCUUUUGGCUCUCAAAUUUCUAACGUGUGGAUUGAAUUUGUAAAAGUAGAACAUCAGAGGUUUCUUAUUUUUGCGCUGAACAGAAACAGAGAUUUCAGCCAAAAGCAAAGGACCCAUCACCAUUGGGCGAGAAGGUCCAAUCUAUUCAGAGGACAAACAACUAAAUAUUAACUCAAACGUGCUACAGUCAAAAAACAAAAAACAAAGCCAAGGUAAGCUUCAUCCAGUGUAGUUUUGGCUGGAUUGGCAUUCAGAAACCCCACAAUGUCCUUCAGCUUCCGAUUGCUCUUCCUGCUCUCCUUGGCUGCCCGUCCCUUCUCUGCUUUGUGUGGACGCAUGCCGAAGCUACUGUCCAUACAGUAGGCCGUCACGCUCGCAUCCGCACAAACAGCUGGUUCACUCACAACACGUGCACACGUGCACACAUUAAUAGCCAGAUUGUGGGUGUUUUACUGGAAGUUGAGCAGUCGGGUAGACGUACGGCAUUCCUAGCGUACGGAUGUGUACCACACGACACACAUUAAAAGUGAGGACAGGAAGUGUUAUGAAAUCCGGUGCCGUUCAGUGUGUGCGCCUAGCGAUGGUGCCAAGCCGAAGGCAGAGUUUUGGCAACACAAGAAGAUGGGUUGCAUUUAGACCCACACUUGCUGUGCAACACAUCAAAUAGGUUAGUAGUUUGGUGGCUCGUGUGUAUCUUCACGUCUGAUUGUCGGGGGGGCAGCAUCAAUAGAAGCAUCUGCAUGAGAAGGUCAUGAAGGAUUAGGAUUAGCAUUGAGAUGAAGGCUACGGUUUCAAGAGUACCAGAAGUACGACAUGAAUAGUGUUGUUUCUGUGAUGUGAGCCUGCAUCUUCUCGUCUCUCAAUGACGCCACCAUGACCCGGCCUGAGUCACCACAGCCUUUUACUUGAGUAAAAUAUACUUUUGAUGGUUGGCAAACACCUAGCAGUGAUGCGGCAGACGUGCAGAGACAAGAAAAUUGUACGCAAGAGCUCUAGCAUGACGUGCUUGAAGGGAGGGUUGCUCUGUGGAGAUGUGCGGUCUUCUGCUGUCGGGGUUGAUGCCUUCCCAACUUGUCUGUCUUUUCGAUGAAACCAAGAAGUACAUUUGGAAAUUCUUUCAAUUUGCUUCUUGCAAUCACCUUCCAAUAUGCAAUGUGUGUGGUGCAUGGGCUGAAAUGGGUUGGAGGAAGACAUGCCAGCACUGCGGUGAGGGAGCAUGAAGUACUUCUUCUCCUGGGUUAGUACUUGGACUGCUUUGUUUGUUCUUGCUUGCUAUUAAAGGCUGCUAUUUUAUUUCUUGGAA